AACAGGCCCCCCCUAGGGGGUUUGCAUUGGGCCACAGAGAGGGAGAGAGACAGCCAUCAUGCACCAUCAGAGUACGAUGCUGGGAGUCCUGGUGGUCACCCUGUGUGCAGGCUUGACGGCAGCCCAGUUCCCCAGGGAUUGUGUGACCCCAGAGGGCCUCAGGAGCGGCCAGUGCUGCCCCUCUCCGACGGGGGUGGCGGGUGAUGAGUGUGGCUCAAGCACGGGCCGUGGCCAGUGCGUGACCAUCGCCGCUGACCGCCGGCCCCACGGGCCCCAGUACCCCCACGACGGGCGUGACGACAGGGAGAGGUGGCCGCUACGCUUCUUCAACCGGACCUGCCAGUGCAACGGGAACUUCUCUGGCCACAACUGUGGCCGGUGUCGCCACGGACUGACCGGGCCCAACUGUGACGAGAGGAUCUCAGUGGUCAGAAGGAACAUCAUGCAGAUGAAUGCAGCAGACAAGCAGGCCUUUGUGAAUGCCUUAGACCAGGCCAAGAGAACUGUGCACCCUGACCUGGUGAUCUGCACCCGACGGUACCAGGAGGUGUAUGGUCCGGAUGGCAACACCCCCCAGUUUGAGAACAUCACCAUCUAUAACUACUUUGUGUGGACCCACUACUACUCUGUCAGUAAGACCUACCUGGGGCCGGGCCAGGCCAGCUUCGGGGGGGUGGACUUCUCUCACGAGGGGCCGGGCUUCGUCACCUGGCACCGCUUCCACCUGCUGCAGCUGGAGAGGGACAUGCAGGACAUGCUGGGCGACGCCACCUUCGCCCUUCCCUACUGGAACUUUGCCAUCGGGGGCAGCGAGUGCGACAUCUGCACCGACGAACUGCUGGGCGCCAGGAGCAGCUUCGACAGCGACUCCCUCAGCCCCAACUCUGUGUUCUCCCAGUGGAGGGUCAUCUGCGAGAGCGUGGAGGACUACGACACCAUGGGCACCGUCUGCAACAACACCGAAUCCAGCCCAAUCAGGAGGAACCCAGCGGGUAACGUGGCCCGCCCCAUGGUGCAGCGCCUGCCAGAGCCCCAGGAUGUGGUGGACUGUCUGGAGCUCAACGCCUUCGACACGCCGCCGUACUACUCCACCUCCUCCGAGAGCUUCAGGAACACCAUCGAGGGCUACUCUGCCCCUCAGGGGGGAUAUGACCCGGUGGUCCGCAGCCUCCACAACUUGGCCCACCUGUUCCUGAACGGGACCGGGGGACAGACGCACCUGUCCCCUAACGACCCCAUCUUCGUCCUGCUGCACACCUUCACUGACGCCAUCUUUGACGAGUGGUUGAGCAGGCACAGCCCAGGUGAGGCUGUGUACCCAGAGGAGAAUGCUCCAAUCGGCCACAACCGACAGUUCAACAUGGUUCCCUUCUGGCCCCCUGUCACCAAUGCAGAGAUGUUUGUCCCCGCCCCUCAGAACCUGGGCUACGCCUACGAGGUCCAAUGGCCAACGCGCCCCUACACGCUGUCUGAGAUCAUCACCAUUGGCAUUGUUGCCGCCGUGCUGGUGGUGGCGGUGGUGGGAGGGGUCAUCGCAUGCGCUGUGCGCGCCCGGUCCUACCGCUCCGCGGAGGGUCUGGAGCCCCUGCUGGGGGAGACGUUCCGGCGCUACUCGGAGGACGACCGGCGGAUGGACAAGACGCAAUCUGUCGUUUAGCUCGCACGCCCCACGGGCCCUAACAGUAUACCUUGACUUGUUUUGUUUUUUAUUCUUCCCUCUUCUAAUAAAGUUC
Messenger RNA from Hypomesus transpacificus, 1733 nucleotides. RefSeq names its product tyrosinase-related protein 1b (gene tyrp1b). The transcript is spliced from 9 exons. Gene Ontology annotation, cellular component: melanosome. The coding region runs from base 59 to 1657 and encodes 532 amino acids. NCBI's taxonomy places the organism in Eukaryota, Metazoa, Chordata, Actinopteri, Osmeriformes, Osmeridae. Gene Ontology annotation, molecular function: oxidoreductase activity. The record is from RefSeq and is a predicted model, not a curated record. Gene Ontology annotation, biological process: melanosome organization; melanocyte differentiation.